Messenger RNA from Guyanagaster necrorhizus, 543 nucleotides. RefSeq names its product actin-related protein ARPC3. The record is from RefSeq and is a predicted model, not a curated record. Gene Ontology annotation, biological process: regulation of actin filament polymerization; Arp2/3 complex-mediated actin nucleation. The transcript is spliced from 4 exons. Gene Ontology annotation, cellular component: Arp2/3 protein complex; cytoskeleton. NCBI's taxonomy places the organism in Eukaryota, Fungi, Basidiomycota, Agaricomycetes, Agaricales, Physalacriaceae. The coding region runs from base 1 to 543 and encodes 180 amino acids.
AUGCCGGCUUACCACUCGUCGUUCAAUGAAGACCCAGAUAUCCGUCAGGUCGGUAACAUGGCGGUCUUGCCAAUCAAAACCAAGGUUCGUGGGCCUGCACAAAUAGCCGACCUAGAGCAACCAGAUAUUGUUGAUGAAACCCUCGACCUAUUCCGCGCCAACUCUCUUUUCCGUAACUUUGAGAUCAAAGGCCCCGCGGACCGCACCCUGAUUGUUCUCAUUCUUUAUGUCUCUGACUGUCUGGCCAAAAUCGGGAGUGCACGGACACCACCGACACAGAUUGAGGCCUCGAAGCAGCUUAAUACCCUUUCAGUGGAUAAUUUUCCGAUCCCUGGAGAUGCCAACUUUGCUUUGAAUGCUCAUUAUGCUGCGCCAGCGAGUAGGGUGGAUGCAGAUUAUCUACGACAGUAUCUGACACAAGUCCGCCAAGAAUUGGCAGCUCGUCUGGUCGCAAUACUAUACGCAGACGGCACGGGCAAGCCAAGCAAGUGGUGGAUGUCCUUCCAGAAGAGGCGUUUCAUGAACAGAAGUUUAGGUGCAUAG